GCUGAAGAACAGAUACACAGCCUGGAACUUCGUGCUCGGGAAUCUGCAGAGGCUGAAAGCAAGCAGCGCGAGACUCUGCGGCGACUUUCACAGAACAUUCAGGACUUGGCCAACGCACUGUCAAAGCAACAGGUUGGCCUUGUUUCGCCUUCAAGCCAGGCCUUCGAAGCCCCAGGUGAAGGCAAUGUGCAUCGACUCCAGGAGCGACUGGAGCGAGCUGAGAUGUUCCAAGCCGACUCGCAGUCGCUGUGGCAGGUGCAAUCCCUGAACAUCAAGACUCUGCGGGAGGAACUCAGGUCGGCUCCAUGGUGCAGGGCAAUCUCGGAUCUCGAGUGCGAGUUAAAGGCUCUGCUGGCAGGGCAGGUGGAGGACUCCGCUGCCGCACUGCACUCCGUAGCGCAGAUGAUUGAGGCCGGCGUGGCUCGGACGGAGAUAGAGCCCAGGGAUCCUCGUGCAAGCGAAGAGGAGAAAUGA
Symbiodinium sp. CCMP2456 is the source of this 474-nucleotide messenger RNA. The record is from the annotation of a GenBank genome assembly. Lineage: Eukaryota; Dinophyceae; Suessiales; Symbiodiniaceae.